GGCAGACCUUGAAGUGUACAAAAACUUAAGUCCAGAAAAAGUUGAAAGAUGCAUGAGUGUGAUGCAGUCCGGGACACAGAUGAUCAAACUGAAGCGUGGGGCCAAAGGGCUCGUCCGGCUCUUUUACCUGGAUGAGCACCGGACCCGCCUCCGAUGGCGACCCUCUAGGAAGAGCGAGAAGGCAAAAAUACUUAUCGACUCCAUUUACAAAGUCACCGAGGGUCGGCAGUCUGAAAUAUUCCACAGACAAGCUGAGGGGAACUUUGACCCCAGCUGCUGCUUCACCAUUUACCAUGGCAACCACAUGGAGUCCCUGGACCUCAUCACCUCCAACCCUGAGGAGGCCCGCACCUGGAUCACAGGCCUCAAGUACCUGAUGGCUGGCAUCAGUGAUGAAGAUUCCCUGGCCAAAAGGCAGAGGACCCAUGACCAAUGGGUGAAGCAGACCUUUGAGGAAGCUGAUAAGAAUGGUGAUGGCUUAUUGAAUAUUGAAGAGAUACACCAAUUGAUGCAUAAACUAAAUGUCAAUCUGCCUCGAAGAAAAGUCAGACAGAUGUUUCAGGAAGCGGACACAGAUGAGAAUCAGGGAACUUUGACAUUUGAAGAGUUCUGUGUUUUUUACAAAAUGAUGUCAUUGAGACGGGACCUUUAUUUGUUGCUCUUGAGCUAUAGUGAUAAGAAAGAUCACCUAACUGUCGAAGAACUGGCUCAGUUUCUGAAGGUGGAGCAAAAGAUGAAUAAUGUGACAACAGACUAUUGUCUUGACAUCAUAAAGAAAUUUGAAGUUUCAGAAGAAAAUAAGGUGAAAAAUGUUCUUGGCAUAGAAGGCUUUACAAGCUUUAUGCGCAGUCCUGCUUGUGACAUAUUUAACCCAUUGCACCAUGAAGUGUACCAAGACAUGGAGCAGCCUCUCUGCAACUACUACAUUGCUUCUUCUCACAAUACGUACCUGACUGGGGACCAGCUCCUUUCUCAGUCCAAAGUGGAUAUGUACGCACGGGUGCUGCAGGAGGGCUGUCGCUGUGUGGAAGUUGACUGCUGGGAUGGCCCAGAUGGAGAACCAGUCGUGCACCACGGCUAUACUCUCACUUCAAAAAUCCUCUUCAGAGAUGUCGUGGAGACCAUCAACAAGCACGCCUUUGUGAAGAACCAGUUUCCGGUUAUAUUGUCUAUCGAGAAUCACUGCAGUAUCCAGCAGCAAAGAAAGAUUGCUCAGUACCUGAAAGGAAUAUUCCAAGACAAACUAGACCUGUCAUCUGUGGACACAGGAGAGUGCAAGCAGCUUCCAAGCCCUCAAAGUCUGAAAGGCAAAAUCCUAGUGAAGGGCAAGAAGUUGCCUUAUCACCUUGGGGAUGAUGCAGAUGAGGGGGAAGUUUCUGAUGAGGACAGUGCAGAUGAAAUUGAAGACGACUGCAAGUUCAAGCUCCACUAUAAUAAUGGGACCACUGAGCAUCAGGUGGAAUCCUUCAUAAGGAAAAAGCUGGAGUCACUGUUAAAAGAAUCUCAAAUUCGAGAUAAAGAAGAUCCUGAUAGUUUCACAGUGAGGGCACUACUGAAGGCCACGCAUGAAGGCUUAAAUGCACACCUGAAGCAGAAUCCAGAUGUAAAGGAAAGUGGGAAGAAAUCACAUGGACGAUCCCUCAUGACCAACUUUGGAAAACAUAAGAAAACCACAAAGUCACGGCCUAAAUCUUACAGUACUGAUGAGGAGGAGGACACACAGCAGAAUCCUGGCAGGGACGGUGGCCAGCUGUACAGGUUGGGUCGCCGAAGGAAAACCAUGAAGCUCUGCCGAGAACUCUCUGAUUUGGUUGUGUACACAAACUCCGUGGCAGCCCAGGACAUUGUGGAUGAUGGAACCAUGGGAAAUGUGUUAUCAUUCAGUGAAACGAGAGCGCAUCAGGUGGUUCAGCAGAAAUCAGAGCAGUUCAUGAUUUAUAACCAAAAGCAGCUCACGAGGAUUUACCCCUCCGCCUACCGCAUUGAUUCCAGUAACUUCAACCCUCUGCCCUACUGGAAUGCAGGGUGCCAGUUAGUGGCACUGAACUACCAGUCAGAAGGGCGAAUGAUGCAGUUAAAUCGAGCCAAAUUCAAGACAAAUGGCAAUUGUGGUUACGUCCUCAAACCCCAGCAAAUGUGCAAAGGUACUUUCAACCCUUUCUCUGGUGAUCCACUUCCUGCCAACCCCAAAAAGCAGCUCAUCCUGAAAGUGAUCAGUGGGCAGCAACUCCCCAAGCCUCCAGACUCUGUGUUUGGAGAUCGAGGCGAGAUCAUUGAUCCUUUUGUUGAAGUUGAAAUUAUUGGAUUGCCAGUAGAUUGUUGUAAAGAUCAAACCCGUGUGGUGGAUGACAAUGGAUUUAACCCUGUGUGGGAAGAAACCCUGACAUUUACAGUACACAUGCCAGAAAUAGCUUUGGUUCGGUUCCUCGUAUGGGAUCAUGAUCCCAUUGGACGAGACUUUGUUGGACAAAGAACUGUGACCUUCAGCAGCUUAGUGCCUGGCUACCGGCAUGUCUAUCUGGAAGGACUGACAGAAGCAUCCAUAUUUGUCCACAUAACAAUCAAUGAAAUCUUUGGAAAGUGGAGCCCUUUAAUACUCAACCCCAGUUAUACUAUAUUGCACUUUCUAGGAGCUACAAAGAACAGACAGCUCCAAGGUCUGAAGGGACUGUUUAAUAAGAAUCCCAGGCACAGUUCUUCAGAAAACAAUUCCCAUUAUGUCCGGAAACGAUCGAUUGGAGAUAGAAUUCUGCGACGCACAGCCAGUGCUCCAGCCAAGGACAGGAAAAAGAGCAAAAUGGGCUUCCAAGAAAUGGUAGAGAUAAAGGAUUCUGUGUCUGAGGCCACAAGAGAUCAAGAUGGUGUCCUGCGGAGGACCACACGGAGUUUGCAAAUUCGCCCUGUCUCUAUGCCUGUUGACAAAAGUCUUCUGGGAGCUUUGUCACUUCCUUUAUCUGAAACAGCAAAAGAUACAGAAGGAAAAGAAAACUCUCGGGCAGAAGAUGAGGAUGGCAGAAGAAAAGGGAAGGGAAGUACAAAAGAUCCGCGUUCUCCAAAUUUCAACAAAAAGUUCUCCUCCUCCUCCUCCAGUGUGCUCCUCCACAAAGACCCCUGCCAAGGAGACUCCACUGUUUCUAUUGCCAACAUGUCAAUCACAGAAGAGCAGUUGGGAGUGCCAGGUCCUAAGGGUGGGGGAACCAAAUCCAAUGUGACAAGUGAUUGCCAGGAAAAUCACCGUCCCAGCAAAUCUCUCUCCCCAAGACAGCAUUUGGCUCUUGAUCCUGUGGUUAACCUAACACAAGAUCUGCAUGGUGUGAAAACCAAGGAAAAGAGGAAUACUGAGGGCUCCUUGGAAGGUAAAAGCACAUUGUCAGGAGGCGUCUUUUCUCAAAGCAAUCUGGAGAUUAAGAACCUGGAAGGUGAUAAGGGUAAGGGUAGAGCUGCAACAUCCUUUUCUUUAUCAGAUGUCUCCACGCUCUGUUCUGACACACCUGACUUACAUUCAACUUCGAUUCUGCAGGGGAGUGAAAUUUCCCAUCUUAUUGACAAUGUCACUUUAACAAAUGAGAGUGAGCCGGGCAGUUCCAUCUCAGCGCUGAUUGGCCAGUUUGAGGAAACCAGCAGUCAGGCUAGCUUUACAGUCCUUUCUCAUCUUCAUAGUACCAGCGUGAAGUCAGGUCAUCCUCCCUUGCCUCCCCUGGGCCUACAAAUGCCCUUUAAGCAUGGUUUUGCCAAGGGAAAACCCAAGGCAUCCUUCCUGUGCUCAUCUCCUGAGCUGACUGCAUUCCCAAGUUCGAAGACCACCAAACAUGCAGCAUACACAGCUGUCCAUGAAACUACCUAUACUCCCAUCUCUAAAACCAAACCAGAUAAUGACCUUUCUGGUAAGGCCAAGACAAGGGCCAUGGAACCCAAGCUGCCUGGGUCCCCUAAUACUUCUCAUGGCUGGCUGCCAAAAAGUCCCACCAAUGGAGAAGACUGGGAAAUACUGAAGAGCUGCAGCCCUGCCACUUCUGCAGACUUGACACUGGAGGAAAUAAUAGCUGAUCCCACUCUCUGCUUAAAUUCUGAAAAUAGCAGCCUUGUAGAAAUUGAUGGAGAGUCAGAAAAUCUGUCUCUAACAACCUAUGAAUGUAGGAGAGAGGGCACGAGUCAAAUUGCUUCUCCUUUAAAACUGAAGUACAGACAGGAUGUGGUGGAAUACUUUCAAAGAGGUUUAAGAAAUGGCUAUUGUAAAGAGACUUUCCACCCUUCUGUCCCUGAAAUAUUCAAAAAUAUUCAAGAUGUAAAAAAUCAAGGUAAUUCUUGUCUGUCCUAUCAGGGUGCUGGCUUAGUGCAUAACCAUUUCUCAAAUUCAGAUGCAAAAAUGAACCAGACCUGUUCAAAAAUGAAGCAGUCUAGUGUUCAAGAUAUGCCUCCCCCUGCACCCAAGCAGUCCACACAUCCUCCUUUGCCUGCUCUGAAACUGCCCAGUCCUUGCAAAUCCAAAAGUCUGGGGGACUUAACGUCAGAGGACAUCACCUGCAAUUUUGAGAGCAAGUACCAGUGUAUUAGUAAGAGUUUUGUUACAACUGGCAUUCGAGACAAGAAGGGUGUGACUGUGAAGACAAAGUCCUUAGAGCCUAUCGAUGCCCUGACCGCACAGUUGCGAAAGCUCGUGUCCUUUGACCAGGAAGACAGCUGCCACGUGCUCUAUUCAAAGCAGGACGCCAAUCAGUUCCCCAGGGCGCUGGUCAGAAAGUUGUCAUCCAGAAGUCAGAGCAGAGUGCGCAAUAUUGCCAGUCGUGCCAAGGAGAAACAGGAAGCCAACAAGCAAAGAGUUGUGAACCCGGGCAGCGGGGGAGGAGUGGUGCUUAGGAACAGACCCGCAGCCGCCGGCCCGGCGGUGAACCGGCACUCCACCGGCUCCUACAUCGCGGGCUACCUGGGAAGCGUGCAGCGGGGCCUGGAGGGCCGCGGCCUCCCGGAGGGCGCGUGCACCGCCCUUCGCCUUGGCUACGCCGACCAGUUUUGUUCAGAUAAUUCGGUUUUGCAGACUGAGCCAAGCAGUGAUGAUAAACCAGAAAUUUAUUUUCUUUUGAGACUGUGAAUUCUAUACCACUGCAUUUUCAAUGUUUACAAGGUAUUCUGUAGAAUGUCAGAGUUUUCAGUUUUCAGUAAAUAUGGUCUUUGGCUUUGAAAUGAUUUUCAAAUGUGUUUUUAAACAUAUUUUUGGCCUCCCUUUGACUUCAUGUGUUUUCCCUGUUUAUGUGUCGGUAUAUAGAUUUGGUGACAGUCCCUGUCCCUACGAUCUUUCCCCCUGAGGUGUUGUAAACUGUAUGGGUAUGAAAUAUGUGCAUGCCCUAGAUGUAACUUCUCAGCAGCUUGGGUUAUAAUGUACGUAUUUUUCACCAAGAUGCUCUUUACUGUGUCCUCAGAUCGCAGUCACCAAUGUAGUCAUUUUUACUCUCUGUUGAGUUCAUUAAGAGACUUUGCAAACAACAAAGGAAUGAAUUCUUUAUUUUAAGCUGUUAUCAUUUUUCCUACUUUUAUUUCUUUGUCCAAAAGCCCAGAUGCAUUUUUAUAACUCAGCUAAAAGAUUAAAAUAGUUACCUUGCCUUUUAAAAUUUCCUCGCCCUACCCAAAAAGAGUUUAAAGGGGAUCGUAGCUGCUCCCCACUUCCUCCCCGUCCCCUUUUAGAGUAGGCUGUGAGGAUAUGAGGAAGAAAACACACUUCUGUAUAUAAGGACAAAGUUGUUUGUUUUACAUAAAUUUUGUUACAUAUUUUUGCUAACAGCUUUGUAUGUAACAAGAACCCGGUUGCCAAGCUGUUUGUUGUAGUUUUGAAUUUUGGGAUUAAGUUAUAGACUGCAGACAAUGGCUCUAGAAUGAGGGACUGCUGUCAGACUCCAACAGUCACAGCAGCACACGUUGAAAACUUCCCCAAAGCUUAAAGAAAAAUAUUUUCUCAUAAUAAAAUCCAAGUGAGCAGACAAUUAGAAGACACCUUUUCCCUUCAGGGAACCAGGUAACUAUAUUUUAGUACUGAUGUGUUAUUUUCACUGUGAAUCCAUUUUUUUAUUGCAUGUUCAUCUGUCCCUCUGUGCUUUUUUUGUAACAUUAACUGAAAUGAAGUUCUUCCUGGAAUUAAUGAAAAUGUAAUUAAAGCAGAUUUUUAAACAUUUGG
Galeopterus variegatus (Sunda flying lemur) is the source of this 6166-nucleotide messenger RNA. It is a transcript of the gene PLCH1, whose product is annotated as phospholipase C, eta 1. NCBI's taxonomy places the organism in Eukaryota, Metazoa, Chordata, Mammalia, Dermoptera, Cynocephalidae. The coding region runs from base 53 to 5089 and encodes 1678 amino acids. The record is from RefSeq and is a predicted model, not a curated record. Gene Ontology annotation, biological process: lipid metabolic process; phosphatidylinositol-mediated signaling. Gene Ontology annotation, molecular function: calcium ion binding; phosphatidylinositol-4,5-bisphosphate phospholipase C activity. The transcript is spliced from 23 exons.